Messenger RNA from Poecilia reticulata (guppy), 2238 nucleotides. It is a transcript of the gene gtf2e1, whose product is annotated as general transcription factor IIE, polypeptide 1, alpha. Lineage: Eukaryota; Metazoa; Chordata; Actinopteri; Cyprinodontiformes; Poeciliidae. Gene Ontology annotation, biological process: transcription initiation at RNA polymerase II promoter. The record is from RefSeq and is a predicted model, not a curated record. Gene Ontology annotation, cellular component: transcription factor TFIIE complex.
AUUUUUACUUCCGGAGUUACCCUCUCAGGAUAAUUCUUGCAGCACAUUAGCUAAACUUAGCAACUGAAACAUUCGGAAGUGUAGAAGAAUGCUGACUGAUUAAAACGUUUUUGUCUGACGAUAUGAUCGAGUAACUUUAAUCUCAAAUGGCUUAAAUUAGCGUUUCGACCUGUGUUACUGGUGAAACAGGAAGAGUAACGGCUAAAAAUGAUUGAACCUGAGGUACUAACCGAAGUCCCUGCGUCUCUGAAGCGGCUGGCUAAGCAGGUUGUAAGGGGUUUUUAUGGAGUGGAACAUGCCUUGGCUCUGGACGUGCUGAUACGUAACCCAUGUGUCCGAGAAGAGGACAUGCUGGAGCUGCUGAAGUUCGACCGGAAACAGCUACGCUCUGUGCUCAACACCUUGAAGGCGGACAAGUUUGUCAAGUGCCGUAUGAGAGUGGAGACGGCCCCUGAUGGGAAGACAACACGUCACAACUACUAUUUCAUUAACUACAGAGUGCUGGUUAACGUCGUGAAGUACAAAUUGGAUCACAUGCGGCGGCGCAUUGAGACAGACGAACGGGACUCCACCAGCCGCGCCUCCUUCAGGUGCCCCUGCUGCUUCUCCACUUUCACUGACCUGGAGGCCAAUCAGCUUUUUGAUCACAUGACUGCUACGUUUCGCUGCACCUUUUGUCAGACUGAGGUAGAAGAAGAUGAAUCGGUCUGCCCUGAUGCCAGGACACUUGUGGCCCGCUUUAAUGAGCAAAUCGAGCCCAUCUACGCACUCCUACGCGAAACCGAAGAUAUUAACUUGUCCCAUGACCUGCUGGAGCCGGAGCCCACCGAGAUCCCCGCUCUCAAGCAGAGCCGUGAACGAGCUGCAGCUGCUGCAGGAAAUGCUGCAGGCGGGCCACACCGCGAAGCCUGGUCUAAUAAAGGAUCAGCCUACGCUGAUUUGUACAUCCAGAAUGUGGUUAUCAGCAUGGAGGAGCAGGAUGACCAAAAGAGGCAGGUCAAUGAGGGCAAGCCCCCCAAGGAGCGGCCCGUUUGGCUGACGCAGAGCACGGUGCAGGGGGCUUACAACGAGCCGGAUGCUCUCAAGAGCCGUGGCGACAUCGCAGCCGGAGCUCAGGACGGCACAGCCGGUCAAGGGGCAGGCCAGGCGGACGAAAACGAGGAAGUGAUGCGCGCCCUGCUCAUCCACGAGAAGAGAGCCGUCGCGGGAGCAGGUGUGGGUGGAGCGAGCGCAGCUGCCAGGGGUCUUGCCUCCGCCACAGCUAACGCCAGUGACUCAGAGAGCGACACCAGUGAAUCAGAGGACGAACUCCCCUCGGGCCCCACCACUGCCACAGCCUCUCAGCAUCGCGCCGCUGAAGAGGUCGAAGAAGAGGACGACGACGACUUUGAGGAGGUGGGGGAUGAGCCGAUGGUGAUGGUGGGGGGUCGGCAGUUCUCAUACAGAGAGGUGAGCCAGAGGCCGGAGCUGGUGGAGCAGAUGUCUAUGCAGGAAAAGGAGGCUUACAUUGAGAUGGGACAAAACCUCUUCCAGGAUAUGUUCUUCUGAAGAACUUUAGAUACUUUUAAGUUCCAUUCAUUGACUGAUGCUUCUGCUGUCUUACACUGUCAGUGGACAACUGGAGAGGAAACAGGAUGCUGCUCCAUAAACUUCAGAAAAUGUUUGGUUUGCCAGUAUUUUUUUUUCCACCGGUCAUAUUUGUAGUAUUUCUAUUUGAAGUAUUUUCAAAAGUCACCAAACGACAACAAAUUUCCRUCUGCCAGCUGCGCUCUCUUUUUUACCACUAUUGUUUGCUUCARUUCAAAAUUAAACAGUUCAGCUUUACCAGGAAUGUUUUCGCCAUUGUUCUUUCAUUUACCGGACAAAAGGGACGCAACAUUUGCUUUAAUCGAUGCAGCUGUCUACACACACCGGCAUCUAUCUCAUGCCUCCAGUCAGUUUUGUUGAAUGGGCAUAAUUGCAUUGAUUGCGUGAGAACUGGUGAAAGAUAUCUGAGCACUUCACAGUGCGGGGGUUGGACACUGAAACACUGMGCGAGCGACUGCAGCUUUCAUUAUCCUGCCUGUUCAKAUGAUGUUGAGUCAGAAUAUUCUACAAUUCAACAGGCUYGGUCUGAAUUCUCAUCUCAGGCAAAAUACAGAGAAAGAGAAGGUGCUUUUGGUUAAAACAAUUUGUGGGUAACAGUGAAACAUUUGUAACUUUGAGAUAUCUGUAAUAAAAUAUUACUGCUACCCUGGC